Molecule: messenger RNA, 5419 nt
Organism: Hyla sarda
Lineage: Eukaryota; Metazoa; Chordata; Amphibia; Anura; Hylidae
Gene: TSHZ3
Product: teashirt zinc finger homeobox 3
Exons: 3
Coding region: 403-3624 (1073 amino acids)
Biological process (GO): regulation of transcription by RNA polymerase II
Cellular component (GO): nucleus
Molecular function (GO): DNA binding; DNA-binding transcription factor activity, RNA polymerase II-specific
Source: RefSeq, a predicted model, not a curated record
AACACAUUCUAAUAGAAAAGACACAAAACCAGAAAAAAAAAAAAAAAAACAAGAACAAAAAAAAAAAUAUUAAUUUUGUUUCUUGCUGAUCAAUCUUGAUGCACACCCGAAAGAAACUUGUAGGGCUUCCCUUGAAACUCCAAACAGAGCCAUUUUGGGAUUGCACUGGGAAACAGGAAGGUGCUCGCUGUCAAUCAUGCAUUGAUCUGUGUACAUAGAAAAACAUCACCGUACGCCUGGCCCAAGAACAAUAGCACAUUUUUUGCAGCCGGGGCUGUGGUGUCGGUGGAUGAAACCUUCAAGAAGUGGAUCCCAUCACAGGAGGAUUUGUGGGGCCCCAAGAACUCUUCCUGCCUCCCCCCCAGAGCCAGCAGAGCCCAGGCAGGCGCCCUGAUCAGCAGCAUGCCGAGGAGAAAGCAGCAAGCGCCCAGGAGAGCUGCAGCAUAUGUCUCGGAUGAGUUGAAGGCAGCCGCCCUUGUUGAAGAUGAUGCUGAAGCUGAGGAUUCCGUGGUUGAAGGCGAGCCAUCUGCAAAAUAUGUGUGUCCUGAAAAUAACUCUCCAAGCUAUCAGCACUCUCCUGCCGGAGAAUUCUCCAGCCAUGAGAUGGACAGCGAAUCUCACGUCAGUGAGACCAGUGACCGCAUGGCUGACUUUGAAAGUAGCUCCAUCAAAAAUGAAGAGGAGAGCAAAGAGAUGUUGGCUCCUUUGGAGGACUCCAAUGUGUCAGACAGUUUAGAGCAGAUGAAAGCUGUCUACAAUAAUUUCCUUUCAAAUUCUUACUGGUCCAACCUCAGCUUAAAUCUUCACCAGUCGACUUCAGAAAAGAACAAUGCCAGUAGCAGCAGCAGCAGCAGUAGCAGUAGUAGCAGCUGUGGAAGUUUUGACUGGCACCAGACAGCCAUGGCUAAAACGCUACAGCAAGUAUCUCAGAGCCGAGUCCUACCUGAGCCAAGCCUCUUCAGCACUGUCCAGCUGUACCGACAGAGCAGCAAACUCUAUGGUUCCAUUUUCACAGGUGCCAGUAAGUUCCGUUGCAAAGACUGUAGCGCUGCAUACGACACACUUGUAGAACUGACAGUUCACAUGAAUGAAACUGGGCAUUACAGAGAUGAUAACCAUGAAACCGAUAACAAUAACCCAAAACGGUGGUCAAAGCCACGUAAACGUUCAUUACUUGAAAUGGAAGGCAAGGAGGAUGCCCAAAAAGUUUUAAAGUGCAUGUACUGUGGUCAUUCAUUUGAAUCGCUUCAGGACCUAAGUGUUCACAUGAUUAAAACAAAACACUACCAAAAAGUGCCUCUUAAAGAACCUGUUACCCCUGUAGCAGCAAAAAUUGUCCCAGCUUCUAGGAAAAAGCUCUCUCUAGAACUUGAUCUUCCAAGUUCUCCUGAUUCAACAGGAGGGACACCAAAACCAACUAUUUCAGAUGCAAAUGAAGCUUUGCAAAAGAAUUCAAACCCAUAUAUCACACCAAAUAACCGGUAUGGGCACCAGAACGGGGCCAGUUAUGCUUGGCAUUUUGAAGCUAGAAAAUCCCAGAUACUUAAGUGCAUGGAAUGUGGCAGCUCACACGACACAUUACAAGAACUUACUGCCCACAUGAUGGUCACAGGACAUUUUAUAAAAGUGACCAAUUCAGCACUUAAGAAAGGAAAACCUGUCAUGGAAGCCCCUGCUACACCAACCUCUUUACUGGAUGAAAAAAUACAGUCUGUACCAUUAGCUGCCACCACAUUUACACCUCCUGCUAAUAAUAACGCUUCCCUUUCACCAAAACUGACUGUUGAAGUAAAAAAAGAAGUGGACAAAGACAAAAGUAUCACAGAUGAUAAAGUUAAAGAUAAGGAAAAGACAACUGAAGAAGAGGAAAAGUUUGACGUUUCUUCAAAAUACCAUUACCUGACAGAAAAUGAUUUAGAAGAAAGUCCUAAAGGUGGGUUAGAUAUCCUCAAGUCUUUAGAAAAUACUGUAACAUCUGCCAUUAAUAAAGCUCAGAAUGGUACUCCAAGUUGGGGGGGCUACCCAAGCAUUCAUGCUGCCUACCAGCUCCCUAACAUGAUGAAGUUAUCGCUAGGCUCCUCAGGUAAAAGUACUCCAUUAAAGCCAAUGUAUGGUAAUAGUGAUGUCAUGUCACCUACCAAAACUCAGCCACUGGUGUCACCUCCAAGCAGUCAGACCUCCCCUGUGCCAAAAACUAACUUUCAUGCCAUGGAAGAAUUAGUCAAAAAAGUGACAGAAAAAGUAGCAAAAGUGGAAGAGAAAAUGAAGGAGCCAGAGGGGAAAUUUUCUCCAGUUAAAAGAGCAACCCCAUCUCCGAGUGGAAGUGAGAUAAGUGAACCUCCAAAAGGUGAUGUUUUGAAUGACGUUGUAUUUAAAAGCCAGCAAAACAGUCCAGUUUCACAAAAAGACAGUGGCAAGGAAAGCUCAAGUCUUGAGCCAGUAGAAAAUGGCAAGGACCACGUCAAGUCAAUAAUAGGCAGCUUAAGUGGGAGUACGGCUAUAAUAACGGACCACCCUCCAGAACAACCAUUUGUUAAUCCAUUAAGUGCUUUGCAAUCUGUAAUGAACAUUCACCUUGGCAAGGCAGCUAAGCCCUCUCUCCCGGCCCUGGAUCCCAUGAGCAUGCUAUUUAAAAUGAGUAACAGCUUGGCUGAAAAAGCUGCAGUAGCGACCCCACCUAUCCAAUCCAAAAAAACAGACCACUUAACAGACCGUUAUUUUUAUCAUGUCAACAAUGACCAGCCCAUAGAUUUGACGAAAGGAAAGACUGACAAAAACUGCUCUUUGGCUUCAGCGCUUUUGUCACCCACAUCGACAUCUUCUGCAUCUUCUUCAUCUACAGUGACAACAGCAAAGACAUCUGCAGUCGUGUCAUUCAUGUCAAACUCACCGCUACGCGAGAAUGCCUUGUCAGAUAUAUCUGAUAUGCUGAAGAACCUGACAGAAAGCCACACAUCAAAAUCUUCUACACCUACCAGUAUAUCUGAAAAAUCUGACAUUGACGGUACCACAAUAGAAGAACCAGAAGAAAACACACCAGCUCAGAAAAGGAAAGGGCGGCAGUCCAACUGGAACCCACAGCAUUUGCUUAUCCUACAGGCCCAGUUUGCAGCUAGUUUACGUCAGACGUCCGAAGGCAAAUACGUCAUGUCAGACUUGAGCCCUCAAGAAAGAAUGCACAUUUCCAGGUUUACAGGACUUUCAAUGACCACAAUUAGUCACUGGCUAGCUAAUGUGAAAUACCAGCUACGAAGGACAGGUGGGACCAAGUUCCUCAAGAACUUGGACACUGGACAUCCUGUGUUCUUUUGUAAUGACUGUGCCUCGCAAAUCAGGACACCCUCAACGUAUAUCAGUCACCUUGAAUCACAUCUAGGUUUUAGAAUAAGGGACUUGUCUAAACUUUCUAGUGAACAGAUACACAAUCAGAUAGCACAAACAAAAUCCCCAUCUGAAAAGCUGGUAGCCUCCUCCCCAGAAGAAGAGACUGGAACUUCCUAUCAGUGUAAGCUUUGCAACCGGACAUUUGCGAGCAAGCACGCUGUGAAACUUCAUUUGAGUAAAACACAUGGGAAGUCUCCAGAAGAUCACCUUCUGUAUGUGUCAGAGCUAGAAAAGCAGUAGUAUUUGCUUUUUUUAUUUUAUUUUAUGUUAAAAUGACUGUAAUUUGCUUUGAGGAAAACUGUCAGGAAAAAGCCUUAAAGCUACAAUACUUGGCACACGUUCCUAUUUUGUCUCCGGAGAGACACACUCUCUCUCUAUCUCUCUGGGGGUGCGAACUGUUUUUGUAAAACUGUACAGUGUUUAAUAGAGGUGCAUAUUCAGCUGUUGUUACAGGUAACACGGAGGUUAUAAUGCCAUGGGAAGUGUUUGGGACUUGUGUAAAUCGUAAUAGCUGUGCGCCAGACUGCAUGAAUUAACAGGACAGUUUAAUGAAGCAUUUAUAUCUAAAUCUGGUACACUAUUUUUCAUUUGACCUGUGUGCUAGUAUUUUUCAGCAUAUGACCUUUAGCCCUCUGAGUACUUUGGAGCACUAUUUUAUGUUAUUUGGGGGAAGGAGGCCUUCUUUUUAUCAUUAUUUAUUUCUUUUCUAAAUAAAAACUACUGGCUCAGAUCCACUUCAUGAUUUAAUUCUACAACUGCAGUCUUUUUUUAUUUUUUAUCUUACUGAAAUGACAAUUCCCUGGGACCUUGAACGCAUCGCAGUGCAAUGCGCAACUGACCCCUUAUGCUUGAAAAGGGUUAAAUAAAAAAAUGUAUAUAGUGUACAGACAUGCAUUUUGGAGAUUGUGAUCAAUGUUGUCAGCAAAAGCCCCAAACCGGCCCUAAUCUCACCCAUCCUGGAACACCCUACAAUUUUGAGUAUUUUUUUUUUUUUUAAGUAGCCAAUGCAGUAUCCCCUUUAACACAAGCUGUGCCUAUGUAUAGUGUACAUUUCUUUUAAAAUAACCUUUAAAAUGCCAGCAGAAAAGGAUUGCUGUUUUUUGGCAAUGAGAGAGGUUUGUUUCUAUAAAAUAAAAAAUAAUUCACCCCAACAGUGUAAAUUAUUCAAUGCAUACGACACAUAGUCUUUAUAAAAUAUAAAAAAAAAAACUAUUAUUCUAAAAACAAAAAAAACUAUGAUUGUUUUACUAUACAUCUAUAUUGUUAAAAGUUCAUGUUUAAAUUAUACAUAUUUAUUAGUGAUGUAAUAUCAUUUGCUGCCAAGAAUAAUUGAAGUCACGGACCACAGGAAUACGUAACCGGCACUGCUAUUCUAUUUAAUUUUUAAAUUUUUUUUUUGCACAAAACUUUUUUUAAAUUUUUUUUUUAUAUAUUUAUUAAUGUGAAACAAAUAUAUUCCAAUCAUUCUCAGUGCUCAAAGGGUUAAACAAAAAAGUAUUUGGAUCAUAAAAAAAUAAAAGUGUACUGUAUUUCCUAAGAAUUGCUAAUGCUUUAAAAUGGAAAACGAAAAAAAAUAAAAAAAUAAAAACUGUUUGUACUAGAAAACUUUGCUUACAACAUGAAGAGGCAUUCUGUAAUAUAACCUCUUUUACUUAUUUAUAAGCACCUCGGGUUGUUAGCCCGUAUUGUAGAAUGCCUUUUUAUUUCAUUUUUGUAAGUUUUUUUUUCUGUUUUGUUUUGUCUAAUUAUCUUCCCAAGAUCCCAUUCUGCCGCUUUAUCUUAAAGCAUAUGAAAGGUAACCCGUGGUUACCAACUCACUAAGUGAUUCUGUUCUUCUCCAUUUUUGGCAGUUAAUUUGCAGAAAUAACUGACAGCUGACACCAUACAAGGAAAAUGUGUAUACAAUAUUGGCAUGUAAACAGCAUAGACACUGUAAUGCACUCUGUGUCCUUUUUCUGUUGUUGACAAUGAAAUAUCAUUAUAUGAAUCUUCUUCAUAUAACCUUUUUUUUCUACAACAGCAUUAAAAAUUGUCU